AUGAUGUCUUUGACUCCGGACCAAUUUCGGAAAGUGGGAAUGGGGUUGGCGCCAUCUCCAUCGCCGUUUCUCACACCAAGACCCGAGAGGCGUCGGCCGAGUUCAAGAGGGAUUGAAUGGAAUUCAAGUAGGCAGGACAAAGAUCAAGAGGUUAAUGUGCAAGUUUUGCUCAGAUGCAGGCCACUAAACGAAGAUGAGCAAAGGUUAAAUGUCCCAAGGGUGAUAACAUGCAAUGAACACAAAAGAGAGGUCACUGUUUUGCAAAGUGUAGCUAACAAGCAAGUAGAUAGAGUAUUCACCUUUGACAAGGUUUUUGGGCCUAAAGCACAGCAAAGAUCAAUAUAUGACCAAGCCAUUGUCCCAAUUGUUAAUGAAGUCCUUGAUGGCUUCAACUGCACUGUAUUUGCUUAUGGGCAAACAGGCACUGGUAAAACAUAUACAAUGGAGGGAGGAAUGAGAAAUAAGGGUGGUGAACUGCCUGCAGACUCGGGUGUUAUUCCAAGAGCAGUCCGUCAAAUUUUUGAUACACUAGAGGCACAAAAUGCUGACUACAGUAUGAAAGUCACAUUUUUGGAACUUUAUAAUGAAGAAAUAACUGAUCUGCUAGCUACCGAAGACUAUUCAAGAGCAUCUGAGGAAAGGCAAAAGAAGCCUAUCUCCUUGAUGGAGGAUGGAAAAGGUUGUGUCAUUGUAAGAGGCCUUGAAGAAGAAGCCGUAUAUAGCGCAAAUGAAAUUUACAACCUCUUGGAACGAGGGGCAGCCAAAAGGCGUACAGCAGACACCUUGUUAAACAAACGCAGCAGUCGUUCUCAUUCUGUGUUCACCAUAACUGUUCAUGUGAAAGAAACAGCGGUUGGCGACGAGGAGCUCAUUAAAUGUGGCAAGCUUAAUCUUGUGGAUCUGGCAGGCUCAGAGAAUAUUUCUCGUUCAGGUGCACGGGAGGGACGUGCAAGAGAAGCGGGGGAAAUAAACAAGAGCUUGCUGACCUUGGGUCGUGUCAUAAAUGCACUGGUGGAGCAUACUGUUCAUGUGCCUUACAGGGAUAGCAAGCUAACAAGGCUACUAAGAGACUCACUAGGAGGGAAAACAAAAACUUGCAUCAUUGCAACAAUUUCUCCAUCUGCUUAUUGUUUGGAUGAAACUUUAAGCACACUCGAUUAUGCAUAUCGUGCUAAAAACAUAAAAAACAAGCCAGAGGCAAACCAAAAAAUGUCCAAGGCCAUUCUGCUCAAGGAUCUGUACUUGGAACUAGACAGAAUGAAACAAGAUGUUCGAGCAGCAAGGGAAAAGAAUGGUGUGUAUAUUCCACAUGAAAGAUUUGUACUGGAUGAAGCUGAAAAAAAGGCAAAGAACGAGAAGAUAGAGCAGUUAGAGAUUGAUUUAAACGUCAGUGAUAAGCAAGUUGAGAAAUAUCGUGAGCUCUAUCAAACUGAACAAGAAGAGAAAUUAAACUUUGAAUCCGAGCUCAGGGAUUGCAAGGUAAAUCUAGAAAAUAGCAACAAGGCCUUGCAAAAUCUCCAAGAGAAUCACAAAGUAGCCAUAUCAACGCUGAAAGAGAAAGAAUUUAUCAUCUCCAAACUGCUACAUUCGGAAAGUUGUCUGAUUGAAUGUGCGAAGGAGUUGCGGGCCAAUUUGCACAAUGCAUCGGAGGACAUAGUUGCUCUAUUCGCAAAAAUAGAUCAAAAAAGUAGAUUGGAAGCACAAAACCAAGGUCUACUUCUCACAUUUGGUUCACAGCUUGAUCAAAGCUUAAAAGACCUUCACAAGACCAUUCUGGGGUCAGUCUCCCAUCAACAGCAACAACUAAGAUGCAUGGAAGAGCAUGUUGGCUCAUUUUUUGCUAGUAAAUGUGAUGUAACUCAGGUCAUGGAAUCACGGAUUAAGAAAAUGACAGAGACAUACACUUCAGGAGUGGCAGCCCUGAAGGAGCUUGCGGACACACUGCAAAAAAAAGCUUCUUCUGAUCUGGAGCAAAUGAAGUCAACAGUUUUAAUUCAAAUAACUGCAGUCGAGAAUUUUCUUAAAACAGCAGUUUUGGAGGCUAAGGAUGUAAAUUGUGACAUUCAGAGUUCAUUAAAUGAGCAACGACAGCUGAUGGCUUUUUUCGCUCAACAACAGGAAGAGGGAUUACACCGAAGUCUGGUUUCAGCACAAGUGAUUUCGAAGGCAACAACUGAUUUCUUCAAUGACCUUAAUCAGCGUAUUUAUGAGAUGAUGACAGUUCUUGAAGAAAUUCUAAUUGAAAAAUCCCACCAUAUAGCAACUUUUGAGGAGAUGUUCAAGGAAGAGGCUGUUAGAGAAGAAAAACUGGCUAUGGAAAACAUUGCAGCAAUAUUAGCAACUCUAACAGCUAAGAAAACAGCUCUGGUGUCUAAAACCUCUAAGAACAUCCAGGACACAAGUGUACAAGAGAAUAAGAGAUUGCUGCAAGAGCUGUUCAAGAUGCAGCAAGUUUCAGUUGAUGCAAAGAGGGAGUUGAAUGGAUACAGAGAGGAGGUUAAAAGUCGGUUCUUAGAAGAAACGUUCACAUCAGCUGAAUGCAAAGCUGCAAUGGAAAAUUGCCUCCAGGAAUGUGCAAAUAAGUUGGAUUAUUCUGGGAAGCAUUGGGAAAAUGCACAAUCAUCCAUCAACCAUCUCAACAAGAGCAGUUUUGCAGAGAUAAAAUCUGCUGUGAAGGAAAAAGUUUGUGCAAAUCAAGCCGCACAUGAUCAAUUUGUCUGCACUUCCUCAACUAUGGACGCAGAAUUUGAAGCCCAAACCUGUGAUGUGCUGACAACUAUUAAUGAUUCUCUGAAGUUGGACCAUGAAGCAAAGAACGAACUAGACUCCAUUUCUACCAUCUGCUUGGAUCAGCUCAAUUCUUUACGAGAGAACCACAGUGGAAGCAUAACAAAUAUCCGAAACAGAGCAGAGCAGUGUCUCAGGAAAGAUUAUUUGGUUGAUCAGCAUACUAAUAUGACUCCACAGAGGAGAGUAAUACCAGUCCCCAGCCUGACUUCCAUUGAGGAGAUAAGAACACCAGCCUUUGAGGUUACUUCAGAGAAGAAACCCACAUGGAGUGGUACUGAUAGCAAAAAUUCAAAGCAGCAAAUGCAGGCAUGUUUAGGAGCAUCACCAAACAGAACUCCUUUUGCAGCUGUCAAUUGA
This is a messenger RNA of Ilex paraguariensis (yerba mate), 3147 nucleotides long. Lineage: Eukaryota; Viridiplantae; Streptophyta; Magnoliopsida; Aquifoliales; Aquifoliaceae. The record is from the annotation of a GenBank genome assembly.